This is a messenger RNA of Condylura cristata (star-nosed mole), 2052 nucleotides long. RefSeq names its product CDK5 regulatory subunit associated protein 1 (gene CDK5RAP1). Lineage: Eukaryota; Metazoa; Chordata; Mammalia; Eulipotyphla; Talpidae. The record is from RefSeq and is a predicted model, not a curated record. Gene Ontology annotation, cellular component: cytosol; mitochondrion. Gene Ontology annotation, biological process: tRNA modification; negative regulation of cyclin-dependent protein serine/threonine kinase activity. Gene Ontology annotation, molecular function: tRNA-2-methylthio-N(6)-dimethylallyladenosine(37) synthase activity; 4 iron, 4 sulfur cluster binding. The transcript has 14 exons. Bases 98 to 1888 code for a protein of 596 amino acids.
GUACUGGGGUUCGCUGAGGGGUCUUCCCGAGCUGAGGCAAGUUGUGCCGCCAGCGCUGUGCCUGCGGGCGGCGGCAGGUGAGCGGAGCGGGGCGCAGAUGCUGGAAUGUUUACUCAGCACCAUGCAUCCCUUGCAGCGUGUCCUCCCUGUGCAGAAGUCUCUGAGGUGGAGCCCCGUAGCCUCUCUGUCCUGGCUGCUGCUUAGGACUUUGCGGACACAUAGCAGUGGAUCCAGCUCCACAUCUCCCAGUCUGGAGAAGCAGCAGGAGGAUGGAGUUCAGAAGGAUUUCAGUUCCAGGCUGGCCACCGGACCGAGUUUUCAGCAUUUUCUAAGUUCUUCAGCUCCUCAAGAAAAGGUGUCCUCUCCACACGAGGAGGAUCCACCUCCCUAUGUCACGGUGGAUGAACUUUUAGGAAGGCAGAGAAAAGUCUACCUUGAGACCUAUGGCUGCCAGAUGAAUGUGAAUGACACAGAGAUAGCCUGGUCCAUCUUGCAGAAGAAUGGCUACCUGCGGACCAGUGACCUCAAAGAGGCUGAUGUGAUCCUCCUUGUCACAUGUUCUAUCAGGGAGAAGGCUGAACAGACCAUCUGGAAUCGUUUGCAUCAGCUUAAAGCCCUGAAGACGAAUAGGCUCCGUUCCCGUGUGCCUCUGAAGAUUGGGAUUCUAGGCUGCAUGGCUGAGAGGCUGAAGGAGGAAAUACUCAACAGGGAGAAAAUGGUGGAUAUUCUGGCUGGUCCAGACGCCUAUCGGGACCUUCCUCGGCUGCUGGCUGUCGCCGAGUCAGGCCAACAAGCUGCCAACGUGCUGCUCUCUCUGGAUGAGACCUAUGCCGAUAUCAUGCCCGUCCAGACAAGCCCCAGUGCUACUUCUGCCUUCGUGUCUAUCAUGAGAGGCUGUGACAACAUGUGUAGCUACUGCAUUGUUCCUUUCACUCGUGGCCGGGAGAGGAGCCGGCCUGUUGCCUCCAUUCUAAAGGAAGUGAGAAAGCUUUCUGAGCAGGGACUAAAAGAAGUAACACUCCUUGGUCAGAAUGUUAACAGUUUUCGGGAUGAUUCAGAAGUCCAGUUCAACAAUGCAGUAUCCACCAAUCUUAGCCGUGGCUUCUCUGCCAACUAUAAAAACAAACAAGGGGGCCUUCGUUUUGCUCACCUUCUGGAUCAGGUCUCUAGAGUAGAUCCUGAAAUGAGGAUCCGUUUCACCUCUCCCCACCCCAAGGAUUUUCCCGAUGAGGUUCUGCAGCUGAUUCAUGAGAGAGACAACAUCUGUAAACAGAUCCACCUGCCAGCCCAGAGUGGAAGCAGCCGUGUGUUGGAGGCAAUGCGGAGGGGGUAUUCUAGAGAAGCUUAUGUGGAUUUAAUUCAUCAUAUCAGAGAGUCUAUUCCAGGUGUGAGUCUCAGCAGUGAUUUCAUUGCUGGCUUUUGUGGUGAGACAGAGGAAGACCACCUCCAGACGGUGUCUUUGCUUCGAGAAAUUCAUUACAACACUGGUUUCCUCUUUGCCUACAGCAUGAGACAGAAAACACGGGCUUAUCACAGACUGAAAGAUGAUGUCCCAGAAGAGGUUAAGCUAAGGCGUUUGGAGGAACUCAUCACUGUCUUCCGAGAAGAAGCAACAAAAGCCAACAAAUCUUUUGUGGGUUGUACCCAGCUGGUGCUGGUGGAAGGGGUCAGUAGACGCUCUGCCACUGACCUGUGUGGCCGGAAUGACGGAAACCUCAAGGUGAUCUUCCCUGAUGUGGAUAUGGAGGAUGUCACUAACUCUGGGCUCAGGGUCAGAGCUCAGCCUGGGGACUAUGUCCUGGUGAAGAUCACCUCUGCCAGCUCUCAGACACUAAAAGGGCAUGUUCUCUGCAAGACCACUUUGAAGAACUCUCUAGCAUAUUGCUGACCAGAGAGGACGGCCGCAGGGUUGACAUGCAGUACUUCCAACAGGAAGUGAGAUGACUGGUUCCUAGCGAAAGGGGACGUGAAGCUUCGGAGACGAGCUGCCAACCCGCAGCCCUUCGCUGCUACCCCAACAGCUUCAACAGUCAUUAAAUUUAUCUGCACAAA